Molecule: messenger RNA, 1161 nt
Organism: Ochlerotatus camptorhynchus
Lineage: Eukaryota; Metazoa; Arthropoda; Insecta; Diptera; Culicidae
Exons: 2
Coding region: 1-1161 (386 amino acids)
Molecular function (GO): nucleic acid binding
Source: RefSeq, a predicted model, not a curated record
AUGUGCUUCUUCGAUCCGCUUGGUUUACUUUCUCCGUUCACGAUCCACGGAAAGAUCAGCGUGCAGCACUUAUGGCGUAGUGGCUGCGAUUGGGACGACGCGAUUAACGACGAUUGCUGGGAAAUGUGGAAGCGCUGGAUUGCUGUACUGCCGGAAGUCGAGAACAUUUGGAUUGCACGUUGCUAUCUUGGAGAUUCCUUGUCGUCUGCGGUUGAGUCAAUUGAAAUUCACAUCUUCACGGAUGCCAGCGAACACGCAUACGGCUGUGUUGCGUAUCUGCGAGUAGUCAUCGACGGAGCUGUGCGGUGUAUUCUAGCUAUGUCUCGAUCGAAAGUGGCACCGUUGAAGUGCCAGUCAAUCCCGCGACUGGAGUUGAUGGCGGCUGUACUUGGAGCGCGGAUGGGUCAAACGAUGAUCGCUACGCAUUCACUGAAAAUCGAUCGAUGCGUACUGUGGACAGAUUCACGAACGGUUUGGAGUUGGAUCCGGUCUGACCAACAUAAAUACAAACAGUUUGUUGCGUUCAGGAUCGGAGAAAUACUGGAGUUGACACGAGCGACGGAUUGGCGAUGGGUUCCAACGAAGCAGAAUAUGGCGGACGUCCUGACGAAAUGGCAUCGGGGUAACGAUCUGGAAAGCGAUGGGGUAUGGUUCACGGGUGCACCGUUCCUGCACCAGCCCGAAGACCAGUGGCCGACUAUGGAGGUAACGAUCGAAGAGACGUACGAGGAAGCCAGGGGCCACGUGACAUUCCAUGGCGUGGUUGAAGUAGACCGAUGCUCGAGAUGGACAACGCUGCAAAGGGUGAUGGCGUGUGCGGUCAGGUUCAUCGACAAUUGCAAACGCAAGGUAGCAGGGCUGCCGAUAGUCACCUUGAAGGCAACAGAUAACCCGCAACAUCAAAUCCUGGUACCGAUGCAAUCGAUAGAACGUCCGCUCGAGAGAGAUGAGUUUCGAACUGCGCAGAUCAUCCUGAGGAAGCAAGCACAGUUCGAAGGAUUCCCAGAUGAGAUGAGCAUCCUCACCAAGAAUCUGGAACAACAACCAGAUGCAGUAAUGGAAACGGUGAAGAAGAGCAGUUGCCUGUACAAAUUGCCUCCGAUUCUGGACAAAGAAGGUGUGCUGCGGUUGGGUGAAAGCACGCGACGACGGAAAAGCUGA